Panicum virgatum (switchgrass) is the source of this 693-nucleotide messenger RNA. Its product is annotated as non-specific lipid-transfer protein 1-like. Gene Ontology annotation, biological process: lipid transport. The record is from RefSeq and is a predicted model, not a curated record. Bases 93 to 461 code for a protein of 122 amino acids. The transcript has 2 exons. Gene Ontology annotation, molecular function: lipid binding. Gene Ontology annotation, cellular component: membrane. NCBI's taxonomy places the organism in Eukaryota, Viridiplantae, Streptophyta, Magnoliopsida, Poales, Poaceae.
UCCCAUCCCAAGCUCCACGCCGACGACGCGCGCGCCAGGCACGGCCACGCACCUCGCUCCCCGCACUCCGAUCCCGUGCCAGCUCCGCGACGAUGGGCCGCGCCACCCUCGCGGUCGCGGCGCUGCUCCUGGCGGCGGCGGCCGCCCGAGGCGCCUCGGCGGCGGCGCUGCAGUGCGCGCAGGUGGCGCAGCUCAUGGCGCCCUGCAUGCCCUACCUGACGGGCGCGCCCGGGCUGACCCCCUACGGCAUCUGCUGCAACUGCCUCGGCGUGCUCAACCAGCUCGCCGCCGCGCCCGCCGACCGCGUCGCCGCCUGCACCUGCGUCAAGGCCGCCGCCGGGGGCUUCCCGUCCGUCGACUUCGCGCGCGCCGCGGGGCUCCCCGCCUCCUGCGGACUCUCCAUCAGCUUCACCAUCUCCCCCAACAUGGACUGCACCCAAGUUACGGAGGAACAACCGUGAGAUCAUCAGCCGGACAAAUUGUUCAAGUCGCAUCGCAUCAUCCAUCCCACGAAAUAAAACAAGCAAAGAUACACCGGUCAAGAUCAGCGAUCUAUGCUUGUUACUGCGCAUGCAUCGAUCUCGUGCUCUCUUCUUUUUUCCAUUCAAUUUGAUUUAUCUGAUUUUUGCUUGUUGUUUUUGUUUCUGUGUUUUUGAACUUGUUUUCGCGGAUCACCACGUGCGUCAGUGCUUG